Messenger RNA from Symbiodinium sp. CCMP2592, 1482 nucleotides. Lineage: Eukaryota; Dinophyceae; Suessiales; Symbiodiniaceae. The record is from the annotation of a GenBank genome assembly.
AUGUACUGCGUCAAGGCGCCUUACAUCUGGGACUCGUGCAUAUGGGCGAUGUUCACUGAUGCUGCCUUUGUAAUGGCAAUGCUCCUCUACGAGAAGAAGGAUGCCGUGUAUGCUUGCGCGGAUUUGAUCCGUGUGCAAAUGGGUUUAUUUUACUUCGGCGCUGGCUUUUGGAAGAUCAACGAGGCCUUUCUCAAUCCGCGGGUGUCAUGUGCAUCGUUUUUCGUUGCUUCACUCCUCUCCUUUUUCCCUGACGAUCUCAUCCAACGUAUCCCUGGUGGCGUUGGCCCUCUGCUUGCCUACGCGCCGCAUUUGACGAUCGCCGGGGAGAUGGUUCUCGGCCUCUGCCUCCUCGCCCCGAGCCGUAAGGCACACGGCGCGGGAAUCCUCCUGUCCGCGUUGCUGCACUACUCCAUCGCUAUCACUCCCUUUCCCAACCAGGUGCCCACGUUUGGAGUCAUUUGCAUCACUCGGCUUGUCUUCGUGAUGCCGGAAGCGUGGGUUGCCGCGUGUGGGGAGUUUCUGGCGCUGCCGCAGACGACAAGCGGCCUCUUGCUUCGCAUCUGCAUGGGAGCCGUAGUUGCUGGAUCGGUUCGUUUCACUUCCAUGCCUGGUUUCUUCAUGGACUGGUGCCUCCCACUGCAGACUGCUCUUUGCUUCCUGGGUGCCCGAGCCGUGACGAUCGGAUCCCCGCCACCCGAUGCCAAGGCCCCAGAUCCCAAAGGGAUACGGCACGGAGUGCUCCGGAUCGCUUUCUUCGUGCUCUUGCUCAUGACCUUUUCCUACGUGUUCCUCUUCCAGCUGUUGGGGAUUAUGGAAAUCUCAGCGGUGGCGCCCUUCGCGGUAAUCCGUCAACAUGGAGGAUCCAACCACCUCUUCAUGCCGACGUCCUUGCUCCAGCAGUGGGAGAGCACAUCGCAGCUGGACAAGUUCGGUGGCGGCAUCGUGCGUGUUACAGCAUGCACGAGCGAUUACAUGAAUGCCAUGUAUCCAUCCAACUGUACGGAUGCCCUGCCCGAGCGCGUCGUCGCCAUUCUGAGGGAGGGGGGUCAUAUAGCACAGCAGUUCGCCCCAACAGUAAACCUAAUGCUUGGGCCGGAAAUCCGAGCCAAGAUACCACACUGGCAGCCAUCAAGCGGCGUUCCGUUUCUUUCAUACACAGUGCCAGCUCUGCAGCUUCGGAGGAUGGUAGCCGAGGCACGUGCAACCAACGAGAAGUUCACUCUGGAAUAUGAGCACUUGCCCGGUCGGGUGGGCGAUGAAAAUUGGCGCCAGACCGCCGUUGCAUCCUGGGUUCGCCUUGAGGAAGACGGGACAGGUGGUCGACAGUGCCAUGUACGCCGAGACGCGAAGGCUGCUUGGACGCCGUGUUCCCACGACGAGCUGGUGCUGCAGCCAGCCCCUGAGGGACUGCUGAUGAAGAUCAUGCUUUUCUUCCCGUAUCCAAUCAUACCAGGUUUGGACACACUGCCCUGCCUGGACUGA